AUGAAGUUAAUGGUCCAAUUUGGAACAAAGAAGAUGAAGAUGGAUAUCGAGGAAGGGAUGACAUUGGGUAUAUUUAAGUAUCUGCUUUCAGAACAAUUUGGAAUUGAGCAAGACCUAAUCGUUUUGAGUGUUUUGAACAAACACAUCAACGCGUUUGAUGACGAAACUGUCGAGUCUGUUGGUAUCAAAAACAUGACAAUGGUGAGAGUGCUUUUGUUAAACGACUUGGAAAAGUCUGUGAAACAAGGGACUGGACACGACGGAUAUAUCCCUCUUAUCGACAAAACUAAAUUUGUGACUGUCCGCCGACCUAUGCCGGGUGACAACUCAUGUUUGUUCCACUGUUUGGAGUAUUUGUUCUACAAUAAAAGUACGCAAGACCCUUCUCACAUCAGAAAAGAAGUGGCCGAGAUCGUCAAGUUGUAUCCACAGAAAUUCACCACAGACUACUUGGGACAACCAAACAGUCUCUACUGCCUCAACAUCGUCGAGCCUAACACAUGGGGAAGCAAUGUGGAGAUUUCGAUUUAUUCGUUUUUGAAAGAGUGCCAAAUUAUUGUGUUUGAUUUGGAAAACAACUUGGAUGUAACGUAUGGAGAAAAGUCGCUAAAUAGGUGUGCAUUUAUCAUAUUCACUGGAAAUCACUUUGAUGUUCUUUGUUUGACACAAUCACUUACAUCGCCACCCUCAGAGGACAAAGUGCUUUUCAAUAACACAGACAAAAGCGUAAAGGACAAAAUGAAAUCUUACAUUCAGUCGGAACACCCCAACUUCAGAUUCACAUUCUAA
Entamoeba invadens IP1 is the source of this 789-nucleotide messenger RNA. RefSeq lists its product as hypothetical. The transcript is spliced from 2 exons. The coding region runs from base 1 to 789 and encodes 262 amino acids. The record is from RefSeq and is a predicted model, not a curated record. Gene Ontology annotation, cellular component: cytosol; nucleus. Lineage: Eukaryota; Evosea; Mastigamoebida; Endamoebidae. Gene Ontology annotation, molecular function: cysteine-type deubiquitinase activity. Gene Ontology annotation, biological process: protein deubiquitination; endoplasmic reticulum unfolded protein response.